This is a messenger RNA of Syngnathus acus (greater pipefish), 1639 nucleotides long. It is a transcript of the gene scamp3, whose product is annotated as secretory carrier membrane protein 3. The transcript has 10 exons. Lineage: Eukaryota; Metazoa; Chordata; Actinopteri; Syngnathiformes; Syngnathidae. Gene Ontology annotation, cellular component: recycling endosome membrane; trans-Golgi network membrane. Gene Ontology annotation, biological process: protein transport. The coding region runs from base 182 to 1219 and encodes 345 amino acids. The record is from RefSeq and is a predicted model, not a curated record.
CAGUGAUCACAUGACUGUGACUUUGGCUUAUGACUUCCUGCUUUGUGUUUUGCUCUACGGUAGGGAAGACAAACGGAUCCUUUGGGCCGGCCAAAAAGAGAAUAUCCACGAAAAGCAUCAGAGCUAAGUGACGUUGCCAUUAGCAGCAAGUGGUGCUGACACUUGCCCCUUUUUUGCCAUUAUGUCGAAAUACACUAGCUUUCCUGAGCCAAUGGACGAUCACAACCCUUUCCAGGACCCAGCAGUGACCCAACACAGCAGCAACACUGGCUAUGCCACUUUGGACCUGUACAACCCAUUUGAGGGCACGCCUGAGGCUCCACUUCCGUACGAAGCCACCUCUCCCUCUGCUCCAUCUGCGCCCGCACAGAGCCCACCUAGCCGGACGACGCCCACCGAGCCUCGUAACUAUGGCUCGUAUAACACCCACGACUCCCAGACUGCCGUAAAUGCUACCACCACAGAGCUGAUGAAGAAGCAAGAGGAGCUGGAGAGGAAAGCCCAGGAGCUGGAGAGGCGAGAGCGGGAGCUGCAGUCUCACACUUUGGGCCCUGGAGCCACUCGUCAGAAUAACUGGCCUCCCCUGCCUUCGUUCUGUCCCGUCGGCCCCUGCUUCUACCAGGACAUCAACGUGGAGAUCAGCCAGCGCUUCCAGCGAACCGUCACCAGCAUGUAUUACUUUUGGUUGUUCAGCACGGGAACUCUGCUCUUUAACCUGAUCUCCUCGCUGGCCAUGUUCUGCAUCGAUACUUCAGUCGGCGUCGGUCUGGGUCUUGCCAUCCUCUGGGCGCUUCUCUUCACUCCGUGCUCCUUCGUCUGCUGGUAUCGGCCCGCUUACAAAGCCUUCAGGAGUGACAGCUCGUUCAACUUCUUUAUUUUCUUUUUUGUUUUCUUUGCCCAAGUCGUUGUUUACGUCAUCAUGACCAUUGGCAUCCCCGGAUGGGGCUUCAGUGGAUGGAUUGUGAGCUUGACUGCUCUCAAGAAAAGCGUCGCCGUCGGUGCCAUCACCAUGAUGAACGCCAUCCUGUUUACCGCUCAGGCCGCCAUUGGAGUGGUCAUGCUGAAGAAGGUUCACGGUCUUUACAGGCAGACCGAUGCCAGUUUCCAAAAGGCCCAGGCGGAAUUUGCCACUGGAGUCAUGUCCAAUCAGACCGUCCGCCAAGCUGCUGCCAGCGCCGCUAGCAACGCCGCUCAAGGGGCCUUCGCCGCACCCCGUUGAUCACGAGGGACGUUCAGGGUGGGUACCGUGGAGAAAAGGAAUGAUCAUGUUCAUUUUCCCAUUGUGGUGAUUAGAUUUCAAUGGCUGGUGAACCGGACGGAGUCCCUGUAAUUACCCCAAGCAAGUGCACGAGACGAUGGCCUGAUGUAAUCAUGUAUGUAAUAAAUAGGCCUUGGUGUCUAUGAACAAGUCAACAUUUAUUCAUACAUGCCGUUGUAUUAGUCAGCUGUCUGAAAGUUCGAAGCGUUUAAGGACAAGACUGCCAAAUCUAUCCUUUAUCACCCGUGAGACAUGCUGUUUUUUGAGCUCAUGCUAAAAUGGUUCCAUUGAAACAUCUCAAUCCUAAUGAAACUAACAAUGAUGCUUAUGUAUGUUGUAGCCAAAACACUCACACACUGUAAGAAAUUGUGUUUGAUGUCA